AUGGCAGUUACAGCGCAGCCUCGGGGCUUCGGCUCCGGCGUCGACGACUCCGACAACCAAACCUCUCUGACCAUCAUUAUCGUCUUUCUUGCCAUCUCUUUCUAUAACAUCAUUGAACUUAACUUUCUUAUCUGGGGAACCUUCAAACGUUAUGUCGGACUUUACUUCUGGACAGUCCUCAUCGCCACUUGGGGUAUUCCUGUAUACUGUUCCGGCUUCCUCGUCAAAUAUUUCGGCUCAUCUUCAUUGGGAUACCUCUCCUGCACAUUGAUUGUGGUUGGCUGGGUAUUCAUGGUCACCGGCCAAUCUAUGGUGCUCUGGUCACGACUACAUCUGGUCCUACGGAAUCAAAAGCGUCUUCGCCUGAUCUUGUGGAUGAUAAUCGUCGACGCAAUCAUCUGCCACGGCGCUAUCAUUCCUAUGGUCUAUGGAUCUUUCUCAAGUAGCCCCGAGAUGUGGAAGAAGCCUUAUUCCAUCAUGGAGAAGAUCCAAGUCACCAUCUUCUUUCUGCAAGAGACGAUCCUGUCCAGCUUUUAUAUCGGGGAGACAAUCAAGAUGAUGAGACUCGAACGGUCCAUGGGGAACAAGAGGUCAAGUCGUCGCUUGAUGAAGCACCUUAUCCUUGUCAACGUUCUCAUUAUUGUCCUUGACAUCACGAUUUUGGCCCUGGAGUAUGCCAAUCAAUACGAGUAUCAGACAUCAUACAAGUCCUUUGUGUACAGUACCAAGUUGAAGUUGGAGUUUACUAUCCUGAAUCGGCUGGUCGAGAUGACAACAGGGAGCAAGAAUGCGAGCUCUGGUCCGAGUCGAAGUCACACCACGGCCAACAAUACUUCCAUCCCGCUUGAAACCUUCAACGAUGAGAGGGAUGGGAAGACUCCUGGUUUUUCAUAUCAAGCAUACGCUGUCGGGGGUAGCAAUGGUGCCGGUGAUAGAGGCAACAUGUCGCUGAGCCCAAAUGACCAUGGGGUAAUGAUGACAACGGAGAUUACCCUUCAGCGCGACGAAAGACACCAUGAUGAUAUGGGAAGUGGGAAGUCAUCAUCGAACUCAACGACUGAGCCAGUGCAAGCAUGUGACGGAGAUUCAAGGGCGUCCUCGGAAGUUCAGUUGGCAACUCGUGGGUUCUGA
Molecule: messenger RNA, 1131 nt
Organism: Fusarium keratoplasticum
Lineage: Eukaryota; Fungi; Ascomycota; Sordariomycetes; Hypocreales; Nectriaceae
Exons: 1
Coding region: 1-1131 (376 amino acids)
Source: RefSeq, a predicted model, not a curated record